Bactrocera latifrons is the source of this 4810-nucleotide messenger RNA. It is a transcript of the gene Tpst, whose product is annotated as protein-tyrosine sulfotransferase. Gene Ontology annotation, molecular function: protein-tyrosine sulfotransferase activity. Bases 2072 to 3598 code for a protein of 508 amino acids. Gene Ontology annotation, biological process: peptidyl-tyrosine sulfation. Lineage: Eukaryota; Metazoa; Arthropoda; Insecta; Diptera; Tephritidae. The record is from RefSeq and is a predicted model, not a curated record. The transcript is spliced from 7 exons. Gene Ontology annotation, cellular component: Golgi apparatus.
AAAAAAAAAAAAAAAAAAAACGAGCAGAGUUAACGUCUUGCGCUCAACCAAAGCAGUGAGUACAAGAAACGGUUGGCAAGCAGCGUGGCAGAAAGAAAGCGAAGUCUAAAAAACAAAAAAAAAAAAAACAAAAAGCCCAAUUUCAGCUACGUGAAAAAGGUGUGUGUACAAUCCCGUAAGCACUGCAAGUGCCAAAGUGUAAACCGGUUGUUGUUUGAGUGCUAUGUGUGGGUGAGUGUGCGAAGAAUUAUUCAGCACACAGUAAGCACGCGAGGAAGUCACUCGUCGUCAUCGUCGUCGCCGUCGCCAAAGUAACGUUACUGCUGUGGCCCAGCUAAGUGGUGAAAGCAUUUCCACUGGCACCUACAUAAGCAAACGAGCAGGCACAAGAGCGUCUUGGCAGUUGGCAGUUGGUCCAAGUACUAGUCAGUACUCAGCUACACACUUACAUACGCACUUGCUUACGUUCACAAAAACACGAGUGGUGUUAGCGGCGAGGCAGCGGCACAGUAAUUUCCUUAGCCAGCUUUUUUACAUUCUCACACACACACACACGCACGUACGUACGUGCAGCGUCAUCUUCGUUUGUGGCCGCAGUGCAUGCAAUUCUUGCCACAUAUGUGUAUGUGUGCUUGUGUGAUUUUUGCUCAUUGCUAUGCGCCCGCGUUUGGCAUACAAAUGAAGAAAUAUGAGUGCGCGUUUUUGAACUGAAAAUGUUGUUGAGCCACAUAGCAGCAACAAUAACAACAAAAAUAAGAAAAAUUACAGCAACGUCAGUAACAACAAAAGUCAGCAACUGCAACAUUGUAAGACACAUGCACAGUGGGUGCUAAGCGUAUACGAACAAUAAGAAGACGCAAAAUUCCCUGCAGCAGCAGCAAGGCCAGUCAAUUCAAGCGCCAUAAAGCCAACCCGUAGCAGCGCUCAGCCGUCCGCCCGUGCGCCCAAGUCAUCAGUUGCGUGUUAGCAGCAUUGUCGCCGUUGUUGUCCUCAUACUUAUACCACACACUGUUAUCCACAUCCUCUCUAUCAGCUGGCUGCUACGACUUUGUCUGCGUCUUCGCCCUCAACUUCGUUGUCAUCAUCAUCAUUACCCGGUUAUGCACUCGCUACUGCGUCCGUUAGUAUAUAUGUACAUAUUGCCGAGUUCGAGUAUAGCGUGUGCGCCGCAGGAGCUGAAACGUUCCAAUAUUAGAGUUAGUAUAUAAGCGAACGUAGAAAUCAAAUCUCGUGUAGCCUUAAAUGAAAUAUUAAUAUUUGUCAUCAUUCGUUUGGCGAGUUAAGUUGGCUGCAGAACGUUUUUCCGCCACAAAGUCAACGCGCGCCGCAGUGGGUGACUCGCCAGAAUCGCGUUGACUUGCAAGUCAAAUAUUAAAUAGCAAAAAAAAAAAAUAAAGCAAGACAGCAGCACGAAGACGGGAAAUAAGGAGCGCAAAACAUAGCAUACUACAAACAUAGUAUCCACUCAGCGAUAAGCAUUUAAACGCACAACCUGAAAAGUGGAAAAUAAAAACGCGAAAAAGCUACAAUUUCAAAGGCAAAAAGACCCGACACUUCACAACUUACGAGUAGUCAUCGCCAGCGACGUCGGCGCCGUUGUCGUUGCCCGCGUUGUCGUCAGCGUCGCCGCAGUGGUUCAACAGUGCCACUACUUUUUGGGCUUUGCAGUAAUUUCAGCGCUUUUUCGUCGGUCGCUGCACACUUCAAAUUCAUAACUUUGUAAAUACACACACAUAUAUAUGCAAACACACACAAAUACAUAUAUGCAUAAAUAGAUUUGUAACAUAUCCGUCGUUGACGUAAGAAGUGCACGUUGCAGUGACAGUUACAGUUAUAGUGUUUAAGUAGUGUGUAACGUACAUAUAAGUAAGCAACCAUAACAACAACAACAACAAAAACUAUAAUAACAAACAACCACGUUCCUGUGCCUGUGUAUGUGCUUCAACUUGUACGCUUAGCAUAUACAUACAUAUAAUUGCUUCUGUGUGUGUGACUGUUCAUCCGCCCGCUCUCUUUCCCCACCUCUUUGUGUGCGUUCGUGUGUGCGUAAAGGAUAAUAAUUCGCCUCAAAAUGCGUCUGCAAUAUCGCAAUAAGAAAGCGACGCUAUGGCUGAUGGUCACCAUAGUCGUUGUCACUAUGUUCCUCUUCAAAUUCACCGAAUUCGCGCCAACGUGUUUCUUCAAGAACGACGUUACGUCGCCGGAUGGUUCGCUGAUGGUGCGCGAAGAGAAAUAUGUGGUGGGUGAAGAUCAAAAGACUUAUUCAUAUGGACGCGAAAUGCCGCUAAUAUUUAUUGGCGGUGUGCCCAGAUCGGGGACAACGCUGAUGCGCGCCAUGUUGGAUGCACAUCCGGAUGUGAGAUGCGGCCAGGAGACACGUGUCAUACCACGUAUACUGCAAUUACGCUCGCAUUGGAUGAAAUCGGAGAAGGAAUCGAUGCGACUAAUGGAGGCGGGCAUCACCAAGGAGGUGAUGAACGGUGCAAUAGCACAAUUUUGUCUCGAAAUCAUCGCUAAACAUGGCGAACCAGCGCCUCGUCUAUGCAAUAAGGAUCCGCUGACGCUAAAGAUGGGCUCCUACGUGAUAGAACUAUUUCCAAAUGCGAAGUUCCUGUUUAUGGUAAGAGAUGGGCGCGCCACAGUGCAUUCAAUCAUCUCGCGCCAUGUGACGAUAACCGGCUUCGAUUUGACCAGCUAUCGGCAGUGUAUGCGGAAGUGGAACUUCGCCAUCGAAGUGAUGCACAACCAAUGCAAGGAGAUCGGCAAGGAGCGCUGCAUGAUGGUUUACUACGAACAAUUGGUUCUGCAUCCGGAGGAGUGGAUGCGAAAAAUAUUGAAAUUCCUGGAUGUUCCAUGGAAUGAUGCGGUUUUGCAUCACGAGGAGUUCAUCAAUAAGCCAAAUGGUGUGCCGCUCUCCAAAGUGGAGCGCUCCUCGGAUCAGGUUAUCAAACCGGUAAAUUUGGAAGCACUCUCCAAAUGGGUAGGCAAUAUACCUGAAAAUGUGGUACGUGAUAUGGCCGAUAUUGCGCCCAUGUUAUCGGUGCUCGGUUAUGAUCCCUAUGCGAAUCCACCGGAUUAUGGUAAGCCAGAUGCUUGGGUACAGGAUAAUACUUUUAAGGUAAAGGCCAACCAGCAACUAUGGGAAAAUAAGGCGAGAAACGAGCUGCAUCUGGUCGAGCAUCAAGUACCCAAGGAGCCCAAAUCGCAGGAGGUGGACAACAACAAUAAUAACAUCAACAGUCAACGACGACGCUACGUAGGCACGAUGAGUAAUAACAACAACAAUGAGAAUAAUAACCGAAAUGAUAAUACCAACCAAGCGGUAAUGGACUAUGAGGAUGACAACACUUACGUCAACACUAAUACCAACAACAACAACAAUAAUAUCAAUAAAAAUUACAACCCAUCGCCGCAGGCGCACGACGGCAACCUUGUGUGGGUGAAGCCGCUAAAUAACGGCAAAAGUAUGAACGUGCAGCGUGCGGCGAAAGGCGCACAUCACAACAGCAACAGCAACAAUGUGAACACGGACACAGAUACCGACACAGGCGCAGACACAGACACAGACACAGACACCAAUACAGAUACACGCACAUGAUAUCAGCCGUUUGGCGACAUCGCACAGCCUCCACAAAAGCAACAACAAAGCAAACAGCAGCAACAACAGCAACAGUACCACCGACAACGGAUAGUGCUGCCACGUCGUUCGAGUUAUCGGCGUCGUUUGCGCCGCAAUCAUUGAACGGGCUUUUGAAAGCGCACACAAAUCCGCAUUGACACACACACAAACACUCACACUUUUAUACUUAUAUUUCAAUAGACCUAAAAAAGUUAUAUAUCUACACCACACACACACAUACACAUAUACAAACACACUUGGAUAAAAGUGUAACGCGCAUUGAACUAAGCUGAAUGGCGCUGAACUAAAAUGAACUGAAGUGCACUGAGGUGUUGAUCCGCGGCCAACGCAGCCGCAUUCACUCUGACAAUGACAAUGACUACUACGUACGACGGUGACAAUCCCAUUGAGUGUGGAAAGUGGAAAACGCGCAGCGGAAGUGUGUAUGUGCGCGCGCAGCGGAAGCGGAAGUCUACGACGCUGACGACAACGGCAGUUUACAAUAAAUGAGAAAUAAACGCAACUUUCAAUUCAAUGCUUUGCUGCCAUAAUAGCUGCGGAAUGACAGCAGAAAGCAGAAAAAACAACAAACGCUACAAAAAACACAAAUGGCAAAAUAAAAACCAAAAAUGUUUAGAAUGUAAACGUGUGCCGUGCGAAAGAAUGGCGAAAAAGUGUUGAGAAGUGUGGGAGAGGCGCAUGAAAGCAAAUUAAUUUAAAACAAGAUGCCAAAGUGAAAAUUCCCUUUACGCAUCUGUGCGUGUGUGUGUGCGUUUGUGUAAAGUCAUUUGUGUUUGUUGUGUUCCAUUGUACUGAAAAAGGUUGGCUUAGCGAAACGUCGCGGAAAUGUUAAACUAACUGUUGUGAAUGGGAUUAGCUGUGACGGCUGCACGAAUUUUAAUUGACCAACUGCGUGAAAAUGCCCAACUAACUAACUGUUUAGUUGCAUAAGUAACUGUAUAGGCGACAUACCGACCGACUAACAAGCGAACCUACCAAUAAAAUAAGUAGCAAACUUUUAAAUUUUUCGUCUUUAUUUUUAUUUUUAUAUGUACAUAUUUUUGCCGCGUAUAAAAAAGCUUUGUUUGAUGGAUGUGCUGUUUACAGGGAAGGCAGCUUAAUUGAUUUUUUUUUUGUCAAAAUAUAUUUUUAAACAAACAAAUAAAUAAACUCAAGGAAUUAAAAAGCAAA